Oncorhynchus gorbuscha (pink salmon) is the source of this 1379-nucleotide messenger RNA. RefSeq names its product C-type lectin domain family 4 member E-like. The transcript is spliced from 6 exons. Lineage: Eukaryota; Metazoa; Chordata; Actinopteri; Salmoniformes; Salmonidae. The record is from RefSeq and is a predicted model, not a curated record. Bases 108 to 911 code for a protein of 267 amino acids.
ACAGGUACAGUAAAGAAACAGACACAGGGGCAACUAUAUUACCAGAAUCUGUAUAUAGACAGAAAACACAGCAAGUUGUUGGAGAGGUCAUCUAUGCUGAGCCAGAUAUGAACACGGUCACGUUUGACAGAGGUGAGAUGGAGGAGAGGAUUGUGGAUAUCUACGUCAGUGCAGACACCCUGAGAGACGGUGAGACCAGCACUAAGAGAGAAGAGACAGCAGACACUGCUCCUAAUAAUGGACCAGGAGACCAGCACUCAGAGCCUGAUAGCUCAGGGAAGAGACCCUUCCUAGUUGCUGCAGUGUUUCUGGGGCUGCUGUGUGUUCUACUGGCUGGGAUCAUAGGCCUGUCUGUCUACUAUAACAGAGUCAUCAAAGAUUCUGAGGAUAAAAGGAACAUCUUGUCACAGAGUUGUUCCCUUUAUAAGACUAACACAACUGCAGAGAGAGACCAGCUACAGACCAGAUACAACAACCUGACUGAUGAGAGAGACAGGCUUCAGAAUUUGCUUUGUGAAAGAACAUGUUGUUCAGACGGAUGGAAGAAGUUUGAAUGCAGUUGUUACUUCAUCUCUACUGAGAAGAAAACCUGGGAGAAGAGCAGAGAGGACUGUCUGGAGAGAGGAACAGACCUGGUGAUUAUAAACAGCAAAGAGGAACAGGAGUUUCUCUUCAACUUCAAGAAGAGAGUCUGGAUUGGUCUGACUGACAGAGAGACAGAGGAGACCUGGAAAUGGGUGGAUGGAACACCACUGACCACAGAGUACUGGUAUGACCCACAGCCUGAUAAUGCAGGUUCUACUGGGGAGGAGGACUGUGUUGAGAUACACAAAGAUCAGAGUCCUCUAAAGGCAUGGAAUGACUUGUCAUGUGGCAGCAAACUGAACUGGAUUUGUGAGAAUGUGGUUUAACAUCACCAUACUGUAACACAUGCUCUCUCUCUCUCUCUCUCUCUCUCUCUCUCUCUCUCUCUCUCUCUCUCUCUCUCUCUCUCUCUCUCUCUCUCUCUCUCUCUCUCUCUCUCUCUCUCUCUCUCUCACUCUCUCUCACUCUCUCACUCACUCUCUCACUCACUCACUCUCUCACUCACUCACUUCCAUUCUCUAGUUCAUAUCUUCCUGGUAUGAUCGUGUCCUGUCCAUCGUCACAAAUAGCAAGUGCCAGGCUGCACACACUGGACAGCUCUCAUAGAGAGAUAGUGGUAGACUAUGGAGAUGUCUGUGUCCACUGUUUAUAUCAAUGAAGAUGUUAGAGGAAUACAGUGUGUUUUAGGGGACCAGUUUCACAAUAGAGCCCAUCUAUUUUAAUGAAUUUACUAUAUAUUUAAACUACUUUUACUUAUGCUUCACUAUAAUCUUAAAUAAAAUAGUGUACUUUUA